UCUCAACGCGUGACGUGUGACGUUUCAGGAAGUGUGGGCUCGUCCGUUGAACAGGGAAACAGACUCUGGGCCACUUACUGAACUAACUACUGUAAUAAAGGGCCCAGGGCCCCUGCACAGGGAGACGCUGCUCUGUGUGAAGUCCCCUUCCAGUUACAAGAGCUGUUUACACUGUAACAGGAACCCGGGGAGUUUUCUCUCCUGACUUUACCUUCCAAAACAACGCCAGCUAGCAUCAACAGAAGUGACCCGCAGCUCCCGCCGACCCCCCCCCACUGUCUGUGGUAAGCGUCGUUGUCCUGUCGGUACAGUAGCGGACACAUUGAUGUCCUCACUGUCUGCACUGUUGUCCUCAGCUGUUACCGAAACGUUACACCCCCCCCCGUCGUUUCUGAUCCACCGCUCGGCUUGUGAUGGCGUGGCACUCAGCUGGCUCUUUGUCUGUGUGAGGACUAUGCACGAGAAACGCGGAUGUUACUCUUUUUACACGGUCAAAGUCGGUACCAGGAACCAGCGGGGGGUAAACAGCGCGUUGUUGUCUCCGUCGAGCCGGUGAAAGCCAGCUGACAUCACUCCACAACUUCUCCGACUGUCUGAGCAGCGGAAACAUGGACGAUGAGCUGUUGGAGCAGAUCGUGGCCGUGUUUAACAGCCUGGUGUCGUGGGUCGCUGCUGGUGCCAUGGUGUUUGGUGGGCUGGUCCCUUACAUCCCCCAGUACAGGGACAUCCGCCGGACCCAGAAUGCAGAGGGCUUCUCCACCUACGUGUGCCUGGUCCUCCUGGUGGCAAACAUCCUGCGGAUACUGUUCAGGUAACACUUCACCCCCUGGCUGUGCUCUCUGCUGUGUGAGCAAUCAUCAUGAUCGCCCACCGCCAUGCUCAUCAUGCUGACCUGCCCCAACGUCCGCAUGGCCACUGAACUCAACACCAAAAGACGCUCCUUCUAGGCGACAGACAGUAAGGACGAGGAGAUCAGAAUCCCUAAGAGGCUCUUUCUGGACUUUGACUGGAACCACUUCUGGUCGUGGAGUCACUUUGUUGACUACCUGCAGUGUGUGCUGGCCUUCACGCUGGUGGCAGCCUACAUCACCUACCUCUUCCUGGACUCUGCGGUGUUCGUGGAGUCCCUGGGCUUCCUGGCUGUCUUCACAGAAGCAAUGCUGGGCACGCCACAGCUCCACUGCAACUAUCAGAACAAGUCCACAGAGGGCAUGAGCAUCAAGAUGGUGCUGAUGUGGACCAGCGGGGACACCUUUAAAACGGGAUACUUCCUGCUCACCCAGGCUCCCGUGCAGUUCUGGACAUGUGGCCUGCUGCAGGUCUUCGUGGACUUCGCCAUCCUGUUCCAGGUUUACUACUACAGCCGCUACCCGCAGAAACCAGUGUCCCACACCGUCUCCCACACCACCAGUGCCAAAGCCCUCUGAAAGCCCCUGCAAGCUCUCCGAGGACACCAGUGAGGAAGCAUUUUCAGAGGCGCUGUGGACAUGUGUAAACAUACACGAGCACCAAAGCACCUUGAGAUGAUGCAGGCUGCUCGCCCUCACCUCCAAGUAUACAUUAAGACGCAUACACACCCAUAAAUAAGGCAUGGGUAUACUCAAACACUUGGUGUUGGUGUCUGCAGCGAUACCUGAAGGACACUUGUUGCAAACAAACCUUUUUGCUUUAUUUAUCCUACUGACUUCUCCUCAAUGCGACAGUAUGCUUGUGUCUUGGAAUGCAGACUUCUCAAAGAAUAUAUCCUUCAAUCAACCUGUGCAUGUGGAGAAUAUUAUGCACAUACAUGAAUAUAUACAAUCUAUAAACUGCAGAUGUAUGCACUGAAAUCUGUGCUCAAGGAAAUGUGGACCAGCUUUUCUCAUCCACAUUAGCUGAUGAUUGUUGCAUGGACCCUCUGCCUUAAAACACACAUUCAAACAUGGCUUACCAGCAAUAGAAAUGAAUGACUCAAUUAAAAAAAAAAAAUCUUAAUAUACAACGUUACUGAAUGUACAAAACGGCAUUUGUUACUUUGUAGUUUUUCCAACUCAGUGGAGAAAUGCUGGUCAGUCUACCACUUGUUGGACAGAUGGUUGCCAUGCGCUGUGGCACACAGGCUCAGUCUUGUGGGACAAUGGAGGAAUCAAACCUAGAGGCAAUCAAACGUUACCAAAAGAAGGAAAAAAUCCAAAUGCUUAAAGAUGCAGGGCAUUGGCUUUUAAGUGACAUUGAGGCUAACAGAGUGGUGUAAAAAUCAAGCUUUGUAAAAGACAUAAGGGCUGUCUGUUCCGCCUGAAGCCAGUAUUGCAGGAAGCAAAGGUGUUCAGUUAUUGGAAACAUCAUCAAACAUCAGUUUGUACAGGCUGCGCGGGUUGCCAAAUGCCCAAGAUUUUUGUACUGAAGCUGUUGAUGGCAUUUUGUUUAGAAUUUUGAUCAUUGCUAGCUAGCUACAGCUGUACAGUCUGUAUAUGAGUUGUUUGGGGCAAAUAAACACAGUCUGAUCAUUUUGAUUUAAUUUAACAUUCAUGCUGCAUUCAGGCCAGCAGAAUGGGAGAAACAGAAAAACCUACCAUUAUACGACUUAGGAGUGUUUAUGCAUUAGUAUAAGUUGCUGGUAGCCUUGUGGUCACACCAUUUAAAGGUCCGCUGUGUAACAUUAAGGAGGAUCUGUUGACAGAAAUGGAACAUAAUGUUUAUAGGUAUGUUUUCAUUAGUGUAUAAUCACUUGAAAAUAAGAAUUUUGUUACCUUAGUAUGAGAUGUUUUUAUCUACAG
This is a messenger RNA of Morone saxatilis (striped sea-bass), 2756 nucleotides long. RefSeq names its product solute carrier family 66 member 2. NCBI's taxonomy places the organism in Eukaryota, Metazoa, Chordata, Actinopteri, Moronidae. Gene Ontology annotation, biological process: phospholipid translocation; retrograde transport, endosome to Golgi. Gene Ontology annotation, cellular component: trans-Golgi network; endosome. The record is from RefSeq and is a predicted model, not a curated record.